AUGAAAGGUACGCGUGUGCUUGAACCAAUCAGGAAGCGCGGACAUUCUGCAGCACGGAGAGAGGCCCAGUUUUAGCGAUGGAGCACUAAUCGAGCGUUUAGCUGGACGGAAAAAGGGAUAAAGCCAAACAAACGAGAAUUGGAUAAAGGAGCAUAAAGACAAGAGCAGGAGCACUAGCUUACCUGCGAGCAUGUCGGUGGAAACCGCCCCAGAAGAAGCCAUGAACUCCACUCCAGCUCCGACCCUACAGAACCCUCAGGUUCCUCCACCAGCCUCGGAAUCUGAUCCAGCUCCAGACCCACACUCGGAGUCCUCGGAGCUGAGUUCGCAGCUUUCAGAGGAACCCGAACCAGCUCCUGCACCGCCGCCGGGCGCAAAUUCAGCCUUCAAGAUUAUGACCUUCAGGCCCACCAUGGAGGAAUUCCGCGACUUUGCGAAGUACAUCACGUAUAUGGAAACCCAAGGAGCUCAUCGUGCAGGCUUAGCUAAGGUCAUUCCUCCUAAAGAGUGGAAGCCCAGACGCUCCUAUGAGACCAUCGAAGAGAUGGUCAUUCCCGCUCCCAUCAUGCAGGUGGUCACUGGUCAGUCUGGACUUUUCACUCAGUACAACAUCCAGAAGAAGUCCAUGACUGUGGGAGAAUAUCGCAAACUGGCCAACAGCAAAAAGUACUGUACUCCUCAGCAUAAAGACUUUGAUGAUCUGGAGAGAAAGUACUGGAAGAAUCUGACGUUCGUGUCACCCAUCUACGGUGCAGAUAUCAGCGGCUCGCUAUACGAUCCUGACAUAACGGAGUGGAACAUUGGCCAUCUGAACACGCUGCUGGACAUGGUGGAGCAGGAGUGUGGGAUCGUGAUCGAGGGCGUUAACACCCCCUACCUCUACUUCGGCAUGUGGAAGACCACAUUCGCCUGGCACACGGAGGACAUGGACCUCUACAGCAUCAACUACCUGCACUUCGGCCAGCCCAAGUCCUGGUAUGCAAUUCCUCCUGAACACGGCAAGAGGCUAGAAAGAUUGGCGAAAGGCUUUUUCCCCGGCAGCUCUCAGGGAUGUGAUGCAUUUCUUCGUCACAAGAUGACCCUUAUCUCUCCCUCCAUCCUGAAGAAGUACAGCAUCCCUUUUGAUCGAAUCACACAGGAAGCGGGCGAGUUCAUGAUCACAUUCCCGUAUGGCUACCAUGCAGGGUUCAACCACGGCUUCAACUGUGCUGAGUCCACCAACUUUGCCACACUACGCUGGAUCGACUAUGGCAAAAUGGCCACGCAGUGCACGUGUCGGAAGGACAUGGUGAAGAUCUCCAUGGACGUGUUUGUGCGCUGCUUGCAGCCGGACCGCUAUGAACUGUGGAAGAAGGGCAAGGACACAGCUAUCCUGGAUCACCAGAAGCCCACCACACUGACCAGCCCCGAGCUGGAGCACUGGAGGAAGAACAGAGUGACCUAUAGGGAGAAACAGCUCCGCAGAGUUCAGCAGAAAAUAAAGCAGCUACGCCGACUGAAGCCCGAGGAACUGAAGCUGCUGUCCGAGGAGGGAAUUGAGCUGGACAUGGCUGAUUAUCAGAAUCGGGUGGAGGAGAAGGAGGCCCAGAGGAAGCAGCAGAAGGAGGAGAAGAUGACUAGAGAGGCCAUGCUCACUCUGGAGGCACUGGAGAGGGAGGAAAAGGAGGCAGCACUCCGAGAAGGAGCAGCUUCCCAGCAGCCCAAAGCUGAAAAAGAGCCUGAGCAGGCAGACAAACAAGAGCAAAAGAAACAGAAGAAGAAGAAAAAGGUAAAACCACCUGAGGAGGGCAGCUUCGAGCAGGCGUUCAAGAAUUAUGCAUUGUCCAAGGUGAACGAGGCUCAGAGUAACGGAGGCACGGCGAUCGGCAGCUCAGAUCCCAGCUUACAGUGCAACUCAUACUCAAAGAUGAAGAUGAAGGUGGAGGUGAAGAAGAGUCGCAGGCAUCCAUUCAGCAAACCACCCAUGCGCACACCCACUUUCAUUGUCAAACAGGAGGCUUCCAGUGACGACGAGAUGUACUCAGGGCUGUCAGUAGGCGGUGCAGCGGAGCAGGAAGUGAAGAAGCAAGAGCAGUGCCACUUGUGGCAAACCCUUUCACCUGACUUUGUGGCGGAGAAGCAGUUUAAUGCUGGCAUGGCGACUCUGGAGCCACACUGCGCUGUCUGUACGAUGUUCUGCCCGUACACACAGCCCCCUAAGGACAGCCCUUCCAUUUCCGAUGUGUCUGCUGUUUCCGUGUCUCGUUGUGGCGAACGGACUCGGCCCCUCGUGCCCGAGAUGUGUUUCAGUGCUGGCAUGGCGAACACGGAGCCACUUCCCUCCAGCGCUGAGACGAGCACACUGCUCAGCUGCUCCUGCUGCAACCUGCAGGUCCAUGCCAGUUGCUAUGGCGUUAAGCCUGACACUCCACAAGAAAGCUGGAUGUGCUCUCGCUGUUGUGCAGUGGCCUGGACAGCAGCCUGUUGUUUGUGUAAUCUGCGAGGAGGUGCUUUGAAGAUGACCACAGACAACAGGUGGGUGCACGUGAUUUGUGCCAUUGCAGUGGCCGAGGCUCGCUUUGUUAACGCUGUGGAGAGAGGGCCGGUCGACGUGUCUGCCAUCCCAGAAACCAGGAAAAGUCUCAAGUGCAUCUUCUGCCACAAGACCACGAAGCAGAUCUGCGGGGCGUGUAUCCAGUGUUCGUACGAGAACUGCUCCACCUCCUUCCACGUCACCUGUGCGCACCUGGCCGGUGUGGUGAUGAAGCCCGCAGACUGGCCGUACAUCGUGUCCGUCACCUGUCACAAGCACAAACAGAUCAACGUGAAGCCGGUGAAGGCGACCUCGCGUGACCUCUCUCUGGGACAGCAGGCCAUCGGCAGGAGCAGCGACGGCUGGUUUUAUCGCUGCACCAUCAUUGGCAUCGGCUCACAGACCUACUACGAGGUCAACUUCGACGACGGCUCCUACUGCGACAACGUCUACCCCGAGAACGUGCUGAGUCAUGACUGUUUACGUAACGGGCCUCCUGAACUUGGUGAGCUGAUGGUCAUAAACACGAUAGAUGGACGUGUUCUUAACGCCUCCUUUGUCAAGGAACACGUGCACAGAUUUUACCAGGUGGAGUUUCAGGAUGAGACCCAGCUGUUGUUGAAGCAGAGUGAGAUUCACUCCCUCCAUCAGGAGCUACCUAAGAGAGUGCUGUCUCGUCUGGUGACCGUGAACACUGAUGACUCUCAGGACAGAUUGGGCGACGAGCCUCAGGCCGCAAAGCGUCCGCGUUUGCCCAUUCCUCCCACCACGGCAGCUACGGAGUCCCUCGAUGCCCCUGUCCUGCUCCAGGGGGGUCCCGGCGUCACCCCUUACUCAGGCUUCAGUGUUAACUCUGGCACCAGUGUGGCCCCCUGCCUCUCCACCCAAUCAGCAUCCGUUCCCACCCCGGUGUCCGCCCCUUCUGCCGAUGAGAGCUACACACACAGCUCGAGCUACAUUGCCUACAUGGAGUCUCUGCUCAACUCGGACUUCCCUCCAGAGGACGGCGAACAGGCACAAGGGGCCAUGUAUUAGCGCGACACACACACACUGAGGAGAACCUACUGCAUGUUCCUGUUUACUCUCUUGGUGUUUUUUUUUUUUUUUUUUUUUUUUUUUUUUUUUUUUUUUUUUUGAAACAACCCUGACCUCUGCAUAUGGUCAGGCCAUAGGAAGUGUGUGUGUGUGUGUCCUUUCUGAGUGUCCGGGACCACUGUCCCUCAUGCAUUAAAUCCUUUCUGAUCCCUUGUACAUUCUCUCGCUCAUGGAGAGAAAAAUGGACAUGUUUUUUGGACUGAUUAAUGUGCAACACACUUUAUACAGAAUCCUAUCAAUCCAGUUUGAAGUAUUUUUCUAAGUUGAGCCACAACACACACACAUACACACACAUGCUCUUGAAUUGGACAGUGCAAAUGGACAGUCUGUUCCUGUACAGGAUUUUUUUUUCCAUGUUUGAAGGGAUGGGUGGCUGAGGGCGUCGGUGGGGUGGGAAGAUAAAUCGGGGUUUAACUCAAGUAUUUAAAUGUCUUUGACACAUAGAUUUAUUAUUUGUAUAAAGUAAAUACGGCACCGUUAGAUGCUCCACUCUUUUGCCUGAGAGUCGGUGUAGAGGUGAUGUGUUUAAGAAUUCUUGUUAACGCUUAUAAUCGAUACGUCAUGGUGUAUUUUCAGUGCCGGGUGUCUGGGCUUGUUUUGUAGCAGACUUCGUAAAAAAACAAAACAAAAAAAAAAGGUGUAGACUUGAUUAUGUAUGGGCUUUCUUGUUCACUUUGUCCACUUUUAUUAUGAUCACUGUCUUUUAGCUGUUGUUAUCGUUUCUAGCAGGGACGCACCAAUCUCAUAUUUCGAUAUGAUGAUAUGAUUCUGAUUCUGUAAGGAUGCCCCUCCUGUCAUUAUUAUCUUUGAGAUUUUGAUCUACUUAAGGAACAAAAAAUGUACCCAGUUUAACCCCUACUCAAUCAGCUAAGACAUGUUUGGUGUCUGAAGUAUCUGGCUAAUGGAUGUCUAUCUCACCCAAAUUAAUGUCUGUGAAACAUGACCAAAUCUUUAUGUACUAGCUUCAGAAGAACUCACUAAGCUACGAAAUCUACGUAAAUUUUAAAACACUGUUUUCUGGCUAGCACUUCCUAUCAUGUGACAGCUACCAGCUAGGGACGCUGAAGGCUAACACAUGCUUAUUCUGGGGCACAAAUAACUGAGAAUUGCUGCUCAUGCUGCAUCACAGGGCAGCAUAACACACUCUGAGGAAAGCACUAUCCGCCCUCUUCUGCAUACCUGAGCUCACGGACGCUUAUGAUUGGCUAGUGUCACUGUGAUUGACGGGAGAUUGAGUAUACCAUCUCUCCCACCCAGAGAGCACAGCCAGUUUUGCCCUCUUGGACUCCCAGACAAGGCAUUGUUGCGAUUCGAAUUUGUGAUCUCCCGGCAAUAAGGUGAACUUUUUUUCUGUUGCACCACUUGGGAUUUUUUGUGUGAGAUAAACGUCCAUUACUUGUUUCCAUUACUAUCUGCUUGGUAGCUCCAGCACACAGCUAAAUAAGAAAAUAUUGGACAUCGAAAACACUUGAGGUGGAGCACUGCAUACGUUUAAUUUUUUUUUGGCCGAACUAUGCCUUUAAUUUAACAAGGGAAAUUAGUGAUGCUAAAUUAAAAGCUGUUGUGAAUACCAAGAAGAAAACUGACAGUCAGGAUCGUACAUUCAUGGACAGAUCGGAAUCUGACACUGUUUAGGCCAACGUCAGCAUGAUACUGAUCCGCCGUAUCAUCGGUGCAUCCCUAGUUUCUAUAGUACUUAACCAUGUUGGUGAAAAGUUCACGUGAAAAGAAUAGCAGCACAGGUUACCUUUUUUGUAUAAACGUGAGUAGCUCGGAAAACCCUGUAUACGAUUAGCGUUAAAGUUGUGAUCAGGCUUUCUCAAGGUGCUACAAAAGUCUGAGAGGCCUUGAAUCACACCCAUAUAUACACACGCACACGCACGCACACAUGGUGUACAUACCAUAAGCCCUGCUCAUUAUAGAGCUAUACAUUAUAGAGUCCUAUAGUGUCAUAUACAUUAGGAACGUCUUACUAUGUCCUGUAUCUUUUUAUACCUCUUUCUGUCUGUCUCACACUUGGAUGGUGCGUUUGAGUUCCACAUAUACACACACAUGUUCACACACACUCCAAUAGAAGAUGGUGACAGACAGCCUGGCAAGCCAAAGAGUUUCCGAAUAAGGCAGUGUUAUGUCGAAAUUUCCCCAACAAGCUCAGAGCUGUUUGAGAGAUUCUCUUUUCUCCAUUUCCUCAUCCCUCUGCUAAAAGCCGGCAAUUUCUUCGGCAUGUUUAGGUCAUGAAAACUACAGCUCUAGAUCCAAAAGCAGCACCAUGAAAUCUUGAUGACCAACACGGUGCUGGUUUCAGAUCUAGAACCGUAGCAAUCCACGAAAAACGAGCUAGCUCUCGGCCGUCUAAAUCAGUUCUAGCAGGAAAUUGCUGCUGGACCAGGUAGUGGUGAUAUCAUGUGCAUGGGGGCGUAGUCAUAUCUUCCCCACAUCAACAGACCACUACUGAAAUAAGUCCUGAACUGUGCAGUGGAUUUAAAAGAUUAUCGUUCAGGAAAAAAUAAAUAAACAGGAAAUUUCCCAUAAUUGUAAAUUAAUUGUAAUGAACUGAAUGGGAGCUACAUUGUGAGUACUACUGCUAAUUAAACUUUGAGCCAUAUAACCUUAAAAACCACAAAGCACUUAUCUGCCAUCUUGCGCAUUCAUGUUGUCUAUAAUUAUAUGUCUGUGUGCACCAUAGAUUACAUUAAUAAAGCCCUAGAUAGGCAACAAAGUGGAGUAUGCACUACUGAGUAUAAAUAACAUAAUAAAUGCAUUGGGUUUUUUUUAUUUUCUGGACAAAAUAAAUGAUUUUUCAUAUAAUAAUGCACUUGUUUAAAAAAGUCUUACAAUUUAGCUGAGUCUGUUAUAGAACCAUAGUGUCGCAUACACUCAUGGAAAUGGCCGAAGAUGGCCGUCUUCCUUUCUGAGCUGGGCUUGAUCAGAUAAAUGGAGCACUAACUUUAGACACUAUGUGCUAGUUAAAAAGUGAUUCUUGUGACUUUAAAAUAACACUUACAUGAAGAGGUACAUUUUACAUAUCUCAACACAGCACUUAAAUUUAGUGUUCUGGAGAAAAAAAGCAGAAAUGGAGCCCCAGCAUAGCAGCCAAGUGGCUCAUGUCGCUGUAGAAAGAAUGAUGUCUUGAGCUAUCAGCUAUCUAGGUCUCUCAUUUGUACAUUUAUGGUGUAGACACAGAAGGAUGGUAAAAUUAGUACAAUCCCUCAUUGGAAACUCCUACAUUUGGCUCAUAAAAUGGCGGAAAAUUGGGCUGUCAUAAAAAUGUUUCCUAGUUCGCUAAAUCUCCAAAGAAAUGGCCACAUCUGCUUCCGAUGCGCUCUUCUAUGUUUUCGAUUCUCUCUCUCUCUCAGCUUCAGAGUGGGGAUUUUCUAAGGCUCCAUGUUGCAUUCCUCCGUAUUUAAACUUAAAAGCACGACUCGGUUGGUCUCUGAUGUGAGACAGUCGCUCCUCAUCUCCUGUCGUCUGUAAUCAAACGCACUGUUUGCUCACUCGAUGCCGUUGACUGCUUCACCGAGAUCACAGGCGGUUUUUGCAGAAAACUUUCUGUUCUCGGGGUUUCACUUCUUCAGUUUGCAAUAACUCUGUAACCUCUCAAAAACGGGCAAGUCAACCCCCAGAUCACACGUUCUGCCGUUCUGCUGUUUGUAGAUGUUCAUGAAUUACAGAAACUAUGGGAUAAAUUCUAUUAAAAUGUGAAGUGAAUCUCUGA
Pangasianodon hypophthalmus (striped catfish) is the source of this 7322-nucleotide messenger RNA. RefSeq names its product lysine (K)-specific demethylase 4B (gene kdm4b). The coding region runs from base 191 to 3547 and encodes 1118 amino acids. The transcript is spliced from 22 exons. Gene Ontology annotation, biological process: chromatin remodeling. The record is from RefSeq and is a predicted model, not a curated record. Gene Ontology annotation, molecular function: histone H3K9 demethylase activity. Gene Ontology annotation, cellular component: nucleus. Lineage: Eukaryota; Metazoa; Chordata; Actinopteri; Siluriformes; Pangasiidae.